AUGGGGAGAACACCAGCUAAAGAUUCAAAGAAUGUUAAAAAGGAGAAACAUGGGAAGAGUCAGCAGUCAAACAAUGUAUCUUUAAAAAAUGAACACUUUAAGUGGGAUAAUUACUUGAAAGAGACUGGAUCGCUAGCUGCUCCUCCACAUUGUUUCAGACAGUCUAGGAUCCCACCUAGCAAUGAUUUCAAAGUUGGUAUGAAACUGGAAGCCCACGACCCACGCAAUGUUACCUCAGUGUGUAUAGCUACAGUAAUUGGAAUCACUGGUGCCAGAUUAAGGUUGCGGCUUGAUGGAAGUGACAACAAAAAUGACUUUUGGAGGCUUGUGGAUUCCUCUGACAUACAGCCAAUUGGGACCUGUGAAAAGAAAGGGGGGAUGCUCCAGCCGCCACUCGGUUUCCAGAUGAAUGCAUCAUCUUGGCCAAUGUUUCUGUUAAGAACACUAAAUGGAGCUGAAAUGGCACCUGCAGCAUUCUUUAAGAAGGAACCAGCAAAACCUGCUCCAGACUAUUUUAAAGUUGGAAUGAAACUUGAAGCAGUAGACAAAAAGAACCCUUAUUUAAUUUGCCCAGCGACCAUCGGAGAUGUUAGAGGAGAUGAAGUUUUCAUUACAUUUGAUGGCUGGCGGGGAGCAUUUGACUAUUGGUGCAAAUAUGAUUCUCGAGAUAUCUUCCCAGUCGGAUGGUGUGGCUUAACAGGAGAUGCACUACAGCCACCAGGCAACAAUGUUUCCAUUACAAAAAGAGGUGCAAAAGCCCAGUCUUCCCCUUCCAAAGUGACCCGGCGUUCAAUGCAGUCUCCACAGAAGUCUGCUCCAGUACCAGCACAAUGUGGCAGGAAAACAGGUCGGGGCAACCCCCCUGGACAAUCUACAGUUCCUAGGAAGGGAAGAUCUCCUAAAACCAUUCCUCUGACAAAAAUCACCUCUACGGAAAAUCUCAAAACAAGGAAAAAAGGUUUAAAACCUGGAAGAAAGAAAAAAAUCUUGCCAGUGAAAUCUCCUCCUGAACCUUCUCCUCCACUUACUUCUCCUGAGGGGGACAAUGGCAGUACACAGAUACAUAAAGAUGGAGUUGGCAUUGCUGGUGCAACAGCAGCAGUUAUAUCCACAGUUUGCGUCUAUGUUAACAAGCAUGGGAACUCUGGACCUCACCUGGAUAAGAAGAAAGUUCAGCAGCUUCCAGACCACUUUGGACCAGGUCCUGUAAAUGUGGUACUUCAGCAGGCUGUGCAGGCCUGUGUAGACUGUGCCUAUUUAUCCAAAACAGUCUUUGGAUUCCUCAAGUCAGGGCAUCAUGGAGGGGAGAUGAUAACAGCCGCCUUUGAUGGGGAGAAACAUGCCAUCAAUCUUCCUUCUGUAAACAGUGCAUCGUUUGUCCUGCGUUUCUUGGAGAAGCUCUGCCACAGUCUGCAGUGUGAUAAUCUUUUUAGUAGCCAGCCCUUCAGCCCUUAUAUGGGAAGUGCACAUAGUCCUACAGAGUAUGAUAGGAACAAACCAGCAAAAGAGGAAAUAUCAGAAAACAGAAGUACUAAACGAUAUUCUCAGGAUUCUCCACCCUACACUGCCCCUCUCUCCCCUAAACUCCCCAGACCUGACGCUCACCCAUCUGAAGCAGAAACAUUGCCAACUGAAGAAAAUUGCACUCCCAAAGAACACCGAUUUUCUGAGGACUCUAUGGAUUCUGCACUCAAUUCAGUAAAUCCUUCAAGCCCAACCCGCCGAAAUUCCACUGAAUAUCGUAUCUCAGGGAGUGCAGCAUAUUACAGGAAUUCCCUUCAGCCAGUGACUGCUGCUUCAAACUCAGCCCCAGUCCUACACAGGCUGUCAUCAAGCUCUGCUGGGAACAGCAGUUACUAUGAAGUCACCAGGAAUCGAAUGCAGAGGAGGAUUGAAGCUGCAAGUUCUACAACAGGUCCUGAUCUCAGUGCACUAAAAAGGGAACCCUCACGAGUACCAAAUAAGGAUCCUUCUACCUGGUCAAUAGAGGAAGUGAUGCGAUUUGUGAAAGAAGCUGAUCCUCAGGCAUUAGCACCCCAUGCAGAACUCUUCAGGAGACACGAAAUUGACGGAAAGGCACUACUGUUACUAAGGAGCGAUAUGAUAAUGAAAUAUAUGGGACUGAAGUUGGGGCCAGCAUUAAAGCUAUGCUACCAUAUUGAGAGACUUAAACAAGGAAAGUACUAG
Emys orbicularis (European pond turtle) is the source of this 2187-nucleotide messenger RNA. It is a transcript of the gene SCML2, whose product is annotated as Scm polycomb group protein like 2. Gene Ontology annotation, molecular function: chromatin binding; histone binding. Lineage: Eukaryota; Metazoa; Chordata; Testudines; Emydidae. The transcript has 14 exons. Gene Ontology annotation, biological process: negative regulation of DNA-templated transcription. Bases 1 to 2187 code for a protein of 728 amino acids. The record is from RefSeq and is a predicted model, not a curated record. Gene Ontology annotation, cellular component: nucleus.